AUGUCAGCUCCUAUUCAAGGACCCUUUUCUUAUACUCCACCACCUUUUAUUAACGAAAAGCCGUCGUAUCCCGGACGCAGGCCAUAUAAGGUUAGUAAAAUACCCAAACCAUCUAAUAAUGACGGGUUAGGGGAUGAUGAUAUAUCAAAUAUAGUCAAAUAUAUGUCCUCGCAAGACUUAGAAAAGCUAUUAGAAUUCGUUCAAAACAAAGAUCAAGGUUAUAAUAAGUACAAAGAUCGAUACAACAGUAACGAAUAUAUGCGAACUUACAAAAGAGAAAACAAAGAAUUUAGUGCGUAUGAAAAACCAACGUCUCAUAAAGAAGAAAUUGACUUUUUGAAUUAUGUCACUGAACCGACUUUUGAUAAUUUUCUCAAAGCCCAAGAAACUCAAUACUCUAAACCAACUCGUGAACAUUCAGAACGAAUACGAGCUGCAAACAUACCCAAUGAAUUGGCCAGUUUCUCUUCUGAACAACACUAUAUUAACUCUGAUAAUACGGCUAGUUUUUCAAUCCCAACCAAGAAACAUAACACAGAAAGUAUUCCUACCUAUUUAAAUAUAUUUACUGCUCAAGAAUCUCAGCCAAUACAAACUCAUAUUUCAUCACAUUAUCAAAACAAAGACAAUACAAAUAGGCCGGUACCAGACCUUGUUUUCAAUAACUCUGUCUUUCUUGAAACCAACGAAGAAGAAAAGCUACCACCCCCAGUGAACAUGAGAGAGGAAGAUUAUGAAUCAUCAUUCACAAAUAAUGUACCAAAAGUUGUAAAGCCUGAAUCGUAUGACGUGCAAAAUUUUGGUGAUUUGCCGUUAAUGGACUACAAUUCUAAGUUGCAUGAUGUCAGUUCUUAUCACGUACCACAUUAUUCCGUAACUGAUACUAAACCAUCACAAGCAGUAGCAUCUAUGGUAUCCUUCCCAUCAUCGUCAUCUUCAUCAUCAUCGCUUCUGAAAAUAUCACCAGCGGCGGCUCAUAUCUUGGAACCUAUAUACGAACCCGCACCACCUGUUUCGGCAGCUGCUAGUCAAACUGAUGCCCAUCUCAAGGCUACCAAAAUCUGGUCUUACAAAUCACGAGGUGCUGCUUACACUUUAAAUGAUGAUGGAAGUCUGACUCCUGAGAGGAGUAGGCCUAGAGAAUACAAAAGACCUUAG
Molecule: messenger RNA, 1158 nt
Organism: Arctia plantaginis
Lineage: Eukaryota; Metazoa; Arthropoda; Insecta; Lepidoptera; Erebidae
Source: the annotation of a GenBank genome assembly